AUGCGUAGAUACGCAAAGUAUUGGCGUGACUCAGCAUCCGUAAUCGUUGCUGCUCGCAAUCGUAAUAAUGAGCCAGACGAGCAUGGAUAUAAUUACAAGGUGCUUGUAUUUAAGCGGACGGAGAACACGAGCUUUCUUCCUAACCACAUCGUUUUUCCGGGUGGAUCUUUCGAUCCACAAGACGAUACCGCAGAUUGGCUGAACGUGUUCGCCGAACAGAACAUUUCGACAGAUGCUCUGAAAGCAGUGGGUGCAAUAUCCGGUCCACGACCCUACAUCUUCUGCACAACGGAUGACGAUUUGCUGGACCGGAAUAUUUCUGUCCGACUGUGCGCCUUAAGAGAGUGUUUCGAAGAGCUGGGUGUAUUGUUGGUGGCAAGUAAGGAAAACCUUGAUGGGUUCAGUAAGGCACGGGGCGGAUUUGAUGUGCGUAGUUGGCAGACGGAUGUCCAUGAUGGUAGGAAAAAGCUACGUGAGUUGUAUGAGCAAUUACAGGAAACGCCUGACCUGUGGGGUCUGUAUGAGUGGUCCACUUGGAUAACACCAACAAACUUUAGACGCAAGCGUUUCGAAACGGCUUUCUUCCUCGCGGCACUGAACGAAAUUCCGCCCGUUUAUCCCGAGACGAACGAAGUAGAAGAAUAUAUGUGGAAAUCACCAAAAAAUUUACUUUCCGACUAUUCGGAAGAAAUACUGUGGCUAGCGCCACCUCAGGCUUACGAACUGCAUCGUUUGAGCCACGUCUACGAUAUCGAUGUGCUUGUACGGUUUGCCAAAGCGAGAAAUCGCUUGGGAUCGACCGCAUUCUGUCCCGUUACCUACCAUGCUUCCGAUGGGUUUAUCGGUGUACUCCCCGGAGAUGAUCUCUAUCCGGAAAAUUUUGACUUCAUCACCGAAAAUAAGGAUAUGAACAAAUAUGAAGAACGAACGCUGAAAGAACUAGCCGACACGGCACGAAAUCUGCAUCGCGUGGAACAUCGUGGAUUACACAGCCAAACGUACUUACACAACGGCCCCACGGUGGAUCAUCAUCUGCACGUGCUCGGACACAAUAGAGGAGGACUUUCAAAACUGUGA
Messenger RNA from Anopheles marshallii, 1077 nucleotides. Its product is annotated as acyl-coenzyme A diphosphatase NUDT19-like. The coding region runs from base 1 to 1077 and encodes 358 amino acids. The record is from RefSeq and is a predicted model, not a curated record. Gene Ontology annotation, molecular function: hydrolase activity, acting on acid anhydrides, in phosphorus-containing anhydrides. Gene Ontology annotation, cellular component: mitochondrion. NCBI's taxonomy places the organism in Eukaryota, Metazoa, Arthropoda, Insecta, Diptera, Culicidae. The transcript is spliced from 3 exons.